UUCUAUAAUACUCUUCCUUCAUCUUUCUCUUGCCUCUCACUCUUAUAUUAUAAAUUAAAAACAUACAAAAGACUUGCACUCACAGGUUUAGUAACCUUACGAUUUACAUAAUGUCUAACCGAAAAUCACGGUCAAUAUCACAGACCGGGGCUCCCAUGAUCACUGAAGAACAAAUCAACGAUCUUGUCCUUCAGCUUCAUCGUCUUCUCCCCGAACUUGGUAACAACAGGCGCUCUGGAAAGGUUUCAGCAUCGAGGGUAUUACAAGAGACAUGCAGUUACAUAAGGAAUUUGAGCAAAGAAGUGGAUGAUCUUAGUGAAAGAUUGUCUCAACUUUUGGAAUCAACUGAUUCAGCUCAAGCUGCACUCAUCCGAAGUUUGCUUAUGCAGUAGAAUUAGUGCACUACAUUAAGUUUUUAAAAAAGUUGU
This is a messenger RNA of Camelina sativa (false flax), 428 nucleotides long. Its product is annotated as transcription factor PRE4-like. Gene Ontology annotation, biological process: regulation of DNA-templated transcription; regulation of growth. Gene Ontology annotation, molecular function: protein dimerization activity. The record is from RefSeq and is a predicted model, not a curated record. Lineage: Eukaryota; Viridiplantae; Streptophyta; Magnoliopsida; Brassicales; Brassicaceae.